GAGCUAGUCUUGGUGCAGUCGUAAGUGGACUUACAUGAAAAUGCUGCUGAUCGUAUUUCUUUCACUUCUGAUGCUCAGACUGAGUCGUGAGUACACAAAAUGCUUUCUUAAGUCCUUUAUAUUUAUAUGUUGUAUUUUCAAACUGAGUAUUAUUCACCACAGAGCCCAAAUGAUCCUUUUUUUUAUACUGACAUUAUUUCUUUUUCUUCAGGUUGUACAGUUGAUGAGCGCUAUGAGACAAAGACAGUCAGAGUUGGAGAUGAUGUGACUUUGAAGUGUCCUCGCAAGACCUCUCGGUCUACAGCACAAUUAUUCUGGUUCAGGCUAGUUUCUGGAGAUUUACCUGAAUUUUUUAGAGGAAUGUAUGACUUUGACUAUGAAGUUGUUAACAAAACCCCUCACUUCACCACAAAACAAGAACCUGGAACAUUUGUCCUGAUUAUCAACAAAACACAGCUCAGAGAUACUGGACUUUACUUUUGUAUAAGACAAGAACAAUUAAAUGUUAAUCUUUUGAAGGGAAUAUUUCUGAGGAUUAAAGGUAAAUGAAAUAUACUUAGAACUUUUUCAUGGCCUGUUAAAAAUGUAAUCACACUGCCAUCAGCAGUUUCAUUGUUCCUCAUGAAUAUAGAAAUGAGAGUAGAUGUUUUACCAUGAAUCUAGAAAAAUGUCCAUUAAAAAAACUUUCUCUUUUUGUCUAAAAAAAAAUAAAAAUAAGGACCAGGACCUGAUAUCACUGCAAUCGCUCAAGACAUUUCACCUGAUCCAGAAGACUCAGAGACUCUGCAGUGUUCAGUCCUCCGUGACAAGAGCAGCAAAACCUGUCCAGAUAAACCCAGAGUGUUCUGGUUCAGAUCUGGAUCAGAUGAGUCCCGUCCCAGUGUCAUUUACACUCAUGGAAACAAAAGUGAUGGAUGUGAGGAGAGUCCAGAGACUCCCUCUCUGCAGAGAUGUGUCUACAGCUUUUCUAAGACCGUGAGCUCCUCUGAUGAUGGGACUGUCUACUGUGCUGUGGUCGCAUGUGGAGAGAUACUGUUUGGAAAUGGAACAAAGCUCACCUCUGAAGGUAACGGUACAGUAUCUUAUUUAAAUUAAUAAAAUAUAUGUGGAGAUAUUAUUUGUAGAAAGAAAAGAACCAAACUUUGUACGAGUCAAUGUUCAUGAUGUUAUUAACAUUAACAUCUAAUUUUUGUCUGUUUUUUGUACUUAGAUGAAACUUCUAAAUCAACGGGGCUGGUGAUAGCAGUUCUCUGUUUGGUGUUUUCUGUGAUUGUCAAUUUUGCUUUCAUCUGUUACAACACCACAAGAGCAAAAAGUGAACAACACAAAAGUAAGUGGUGAUGACUUUGUCUGAAAACAAAAAGUUUAAGGAGCCAUAAGAACCCAGAAGAGCAUACUUUUCCCUCAGAGUAUAAAUCUUAUAUUUAACGUCCUCAUAAAUGUUUAUUUUAAGAAGUAUAAGGAGAACUGAAAAUAUAUUCAACAGUUCUGAGUUAAAGUGACUUUAUCCUGACUGUAACUGAUGUAGUUUGUAUUUUAAACUCCAGCUGCUGUUUCCCUGCAAAGAAACCGUGUUUGUCAGAAAGAUCAACAGGUAAAUUAUUCAAAGGCAGCUUUCACUUCAGAUUUAAUGUUAUAAAAACAUUUUCUCUCACAUUGUCCUCCACAUUUCCUCAGGUAGAUGAGGACACACGGGUUUACUCUGCUGCUGUCUUCACCAUGAGGAGAGCCGACAGCGCUGCAGUGAAGAGAGGGAGGAUCAACGCCGCUCUGAAGGCGUUUGGGUUGGACUAGAGAGUUAUCUGCUUUCUAUCAGCCAAUACAAUCUGGAUGAAUCAAACCAAAGACAGUUUGGUUAUAUGAAGUUGUAUUGGCAAUCUCACAUUGUACACAAUAACAGUUUAUAAUGACUGUUUUUUUUCUGUUUCACAGCAGCUAAUUUGAUGCUUUUUUAAGAUCUAUUUUUCAACUUUAAGCCUUUAUUAGAAAAGACGCUUUAUUGAGAGUCUGACGGAUGACAUGCACCAAAUCUUGUCAGGACUGUGGACUCUGGACACGGAUUCCUGCUCUAAAAACUGACCUGAACCAGCCCCAUGCUUUCAUGUAUUUGUGUACAAAUAUUGAACUUGAUUUCUUUGAAUAAAUCAAUAAAAUUCA
Molecule: messenger RNA, 2157 nt
Organism: Xyrichtys novacula (pearly razorfish)
Lineage: Eukaryota; Metazoa; Chordata; Actinopteri; Labriformes; Labridae
Source: the annotation of a GenBank genome assembly